Messenger RNA from Mercurialis annua (annual mercury), 2507 nucleotides. RefSeq names its product DEAD-box ATP-dependent RNA helicase 52C-like. Gene Ontology annotation, molecular function: ATP binding; RNA helicase activity; RNA binding. The transcript is spliced from 6 exons. Bases 336 to 2258 code for a protein of 640 amino acids. The record is from RefSeq and is a predicted model, not a curated record. Gene Ontology annotation, cellular component: nucleus. Lineage: Eukaryota; Viridiplantae; Streptophyta; Magnoliopsida; Malpighiales; Euphorbiaceae.
CAUAUUUACACGCGAAAUAAAUGAUAGUGAGACAGAAAAGCGAUCACAAAUAAAAAGCUUGCUAUUCUCUCGCAUUAAUCUGCCUCUGUUCUUGAAAUUUCUUGAUAAACGCCAUUGUUAAUCUUGAAAAUGGGUUUUUUGGGUCUGUGAUUUACUGCUAUAAUUACCAGUAAUAGGGUUUUGCAGCUUUUUUAAGAGCUAUAUUGCUAUAAAUAGCUCUUCACUCUACAGUUUUGAUUUUUUAUACGUUCAAAACCCCAUUUUCAGAUCAUCGUCUUCUUUCAAAACCGCUAAAAGGGUCACUUUUGUUUUUGCAUUUCCAUUGUUUAUUCAUCAUGGCUUGGGCGGAUUUGACAAACGACUCACAAUCAUCGUCAUCAACAGCACCUCGUCGACCGACUCGCCCGGCUCGGCAGUCUUACGUCCCUCCUCCAUUCAGACCCGCCGCAAAUGCUUCAUCACGUGGUGGUGGAGGUGGUCGUGGCGGGGGGCGUCGUGGUGGUGGUCGUGGUGGAGGCCGUACUCAAUUUGGGGCAGGUGCAGGGCUAGGGCCGUACAUGAACCCGUAUCAUCAAAAUCCAUAUCAUCAGUCUCCAGUUAAUGCCGUAACUGAAAAAUUUGACGACCUAGAAGUACUGUCUGACGGUGUUAAUGGCGACGUCGACGGUGACGGUAACGGUGCCAUAAACUUUGAUGCGUAUGAGGAUAUACCAGUGGAAGUGAGUGGUAGAGACGUACCGAAGGCAGUGAGUGCAUUCAGUGAAAUUGAUUUAGGGGUGGCUUUGAAUGAGAAUGUAACACAGAGGUGUAAGUAUGUGAAACCCACUCCUAUUCAAAAACAUGCUUUACCCAUUUCUCUCUCGGGUCGGGACUUGAUGGCUUGUGCCCAGACUGGCUCUGGUAAAACUGCUGCCUUUUGUUUUCCUAUUAUUGCUGGCAUUUUGAAAGGAGGCCCGUUUAAUUCUGUCGGGUCGGGCCGUGGCACCCGGGUUGCUUGUCCUUCUGCUCUUAUUCUUUCUCCUACCAGAGAGUUGUCUUGUCAGAUUCAUGAAGAGGCGCGGAAAUUUGCUUAUAAUACUGGAGUGAAAAUUGUAGUGGCUUAUGGAGGGGCACCCAUAGUCCAGCAGUUUCGCAAUUUGGAGAAGGGUGUUGAUAUCUUAGUUGCAACUCCUGGUCGCUUAGUUGAUAUGAUCGAGAGAGGAAAAGUAUCUCUUGGAAUUGUAAAGUACUUGGCCUUGGAUGAAGCUGAUCGAAUGCUGGAUAUGGGAUUUGAACCUCAGAUUAGGAAGAUUGUUCAGCAAAUGGACAUGCCUCCACCAGGUGAAAGGCAAACUAUGCUUUUCAGUGCUACCUUUCCACUUGAAAUACAGAAACUUGCAUCUGAUUUUCUUUCAGACUACAUUUUUCUUACUGUGGGAAGAGUUGGUUCAAGCACUGAUUUGAUUGCACAAAGGGUAGAACUUGUUCAAGAUAUGGACAAAAGAAGCCGUCUAAUGGCUCUUCUUCGAGAUCAAAAGGCAAUUGGUACCCAUGGCAGGCGUGCUUUAACACUAGUUUUUGUGGAGACAAAAAGAGGAGCAGAUGCCUUAGAGAACUGGUUGUCCAUGAAUGGUUUUCCAGCAAUUGCAAUACAUGGUGACAAAGUGCAAAUGGAGCGAGAACGAGCUUUAAAAUCAUUUAAAAGCGGAGCCAUAUCAAUUCUGGUGGCAACAGAUGUUGCAUCACGAGGGCUGGACAUUCCUCAUGUAUCCCAUGUCAUCAAUUUUGAUAUGCCUAAAGACGUAGAUGACUAUGUGCAUAGGAUAGGUCGAACAGGACGUGCUGGUAAGUCCGGAAUGGCAACUGCAUUCUUCAGUGACAAGAAUAUGUCACUUGCUAAGCCACUUGUUGAGCUAAUGAAGGAGGCAAAGCAGGAGGUUCCUUCUUGGCUCAUCCAAUAUGCUCAGAAUCCAUCUUACGGGACUGGUGGCAGUGGUGGUGGUCGUAACAAACGAUAUGGUGGAAGCAGAUUUGGUGGGUAUGACUACCGAAAUGAUGCUCAAUCUUAUGGUGGUAAUAAUUAUUACAACACAGGUGCUUAUGGGACCGGUGAUCCUGUUGCGGACUCUUAUGGUUCUGCUUCUGGUUCAUAUGGUGACACUUCGGGCAGUGCUAACUAUUAUGGUGUUCCAGCCAUGGAUGCUGGCUAUGCUUUUCCUUCUGGACCUUACAUUCCAUCCCAAGGAUACGAAGGUGUCGUUGCUAGUGGUUGGGAUUAGAGAGGAAUCGUCAUUGUUCUUUGGGUAGUAUAUAACAUAAGUAAUGGUAUUUAAAAGAAGCUGACUAACCAAAGCUUGAAUAUAGAGUUGAAAAUAUGCUUGUUAGGUGAUAAUAUAGUCAUUCCUUGGUGAUUUUUGAAACUCUACUUUUUGGAUGCCAUUGAGCAUUAUUUACACUUGAACGAUGACUCUUUGUAAUCACCUUUUUUUCUUUGUUAAUGGUACUCAGCUUCAGCUGCUUCAUUCUUA